AUGGGAAAUGGUCUCAUCAUGGAAGACCUUGUCCUCCAGAGGUGUGUGCCUCCUCCACCACAGUGCUCAGCCAAGGGCGAUGUCUGCAAUGAAUCCAUCUUUCCAGGGAUUCUCUGUUGCGCUGGGCUAGAGUGCUCGUCGAAUGGCCCUCCGGGAUCGAAUGGAACCUGCGUGUCUCCUCCACCGCAGUGCUCAGCCAAGGGCGAGGUCUGCAAUGAAUCCAUCCAUCCAGGGAUUCUCUGCUGCGAUGGCCUAGAUUGUUCUUCAACUGGCCCACCCGGGUCUAAUGGAACAUGUGUGUCUCCUCCACCGCAGUGCUCAGCCAAGGGCGAGGUCUGCAAUGAAUCCAUCCAUCCAGGGAUUCUCUGCUGCGCUGGUUUAGAGUGCUCUUCGAAUGGCCCUCCUGGGUCUAACGGAAAGUUGUCUUACGAAUAG
Messenger RNA from Penicillium antarcticum, 435 nucleotides. RefSeq lists its product as uncharacterized. Lineage: Eukaryota; Fungi; Ascomycota; Eurotiomycetes; Eurotiales; Aspergillaceae. The record is from RefSeq and is a predicted model, not a curated record. Bases 1 to 435 code for a protein of 144 amino acids. The transcript has 5 exons.